This is a messenger RNA of Rattus rattus (black rat), 405 nucleotides long. Its product is annotated as 60S ribosomal protein L32-like. Gene Ontology annotation, molecular function: structural constituent of ribosome. NCBI's taxonomy places the organism in Eukaryota, Metazoa, Chordata, Mammalia, Rodentia, Muridae. The transcript has a single exon. Gene Ontology annotation, cellular component: cytosolic large ribosomal subunit; ribosome. The record is from RefSeq and is a predicted model, not a curated record. The coding region runs from base 1 to 405 and encodes 134 amino acids. Gene Ontology annotation, biological process: translation.
AUGGCUGCCCUUCCGUGUCUAGUGAAGCCCAAGAUCAUCAAAAAGAGGACCAAGAAGUCCAUCAGGCACCAGUCGGACCGAUAUGUGAAAAUUAAGCGAAACUGGUGGAAACCCAGAGGCAUUGAGAACAGGGUGCGGAGAAGAUUCAAGGGCCACAUUCUGAUGCCCAACACUGGUUAUGGGAGUAACAAGAAAACCAAGCACACGCUGCCUAGCGGCUUCCGGGAGUUUCUGGCCCACAAUGUCAAGGAGCUGGAAGUGCAGCUGAUGUGCAACAAAUCUUACUGUGCUGAGAUUGCUCACAAUGUGUCCUCUAAGAACCGAAAAGCCAUUGUAGCAAGAGCACAGCUGGCCAUCAGAGUCACCAAUCCCAACGCCAGGCUACGCAGAGAAGAAAAUGAAUAG